AUAGUGUUGUCUGGCAACACUGUUACUCCAAACAGCUGUUCUACCGGCCUUUGGGUGUUCGCUUAUUGUACUUGGUAUGGCAGCAGUGUUUCGCCAGUCAGCUGUUUUGCCGGCCUUUGUUUGUUGUGUUUUUAUUCGAUUACAGCCGCAUUGUACAUUUGCACUGUGAAAAUGCGUUUAUUAGCGCGUAAGGUUUUAGCCAUACAAAUGCGCCAUGCCUCCGGGCAGGCUGCACGACGUCGGGUGGUCAUCACGGGCAGCGGUGCUGUUACUCCUUUGGCCAAUAAUGUGCGCGGGACCUGGGAACGUCUGUUAGCUGGUGAUUCGGCUAUUUCUAGUCUGGGUGAAGAGUUCAAGGGUCUGCCAUGCCAAGUGGCUGCGCAAAUCCAGCGCGAAGGGCUGCCACUGGACAAACAUCUGAGCAAAUCGGAUAUAAAACUGAUGAGCCCUGCCACACAGUUUGCUGUCUUGGCCGCAGAGGAGGCACUAGCGACGGCGCAACUGAAACCCAAGGAACUGAGCGAGGAGCAGCGCGAACGUUUCGGGGUUUGCGUGGGAAUGGGUAUGUUCGACCUGGCGGAAGUGUACGGCACAUGGCAGCAACUGCAACGCGGCUAUAAUCGCGUCAGCCCCUAUUUUGUGCCGCGUCUUCUGCCCAGUAUGGCUUGUGGUCAUAUCAGUAUGCGACACGGCCUACGUGGACCGAAUCAUUCCGUUUCAACGGCAUGUGCCACUGGGGCGCAUGCAAUCGGCGAUGCUCUGCGCUUCAUACGCCAUGGCGAUGCAGAUGUUAUGCUGGCGGGUAGUGGAGAGGCUUGCAUUGAUCCGCUUUCAAUCGCCGGCUUUUGCAGGCUGCGCGCUCUAAGCACGGCCUUCAAUGACAAUCCCGCAGUGGCCUCACGACCUUUUGACAAUUCCCGCGAUGGCUUUGUCAUGGGCGAAGGCGCCGCCGUUCUUGUGUUGGAAGAGUUAGAUCACGCCCGUGCCCGAGGCGCACCCAUAUUGGCGGAACUGCUAGGCUAUGGUUUGUCCGGAGAUGCCUAUCAUAUUACCUCGCCCAGUGAGGAUGGCGCCGGCGCCACACUGGCGAUGCAGCGUGCCCUAAAGGAUGCGGGCCUGGCACCCGAGGACAUUAGUUAUGUAAAUGCACAUGCCACAUCAACACCCACCGGUGAUCGCAUCGAGUCUCACGCCAUUGGCCGUGUAUUUGGCGCACAUUUGCCCAAGGUGCGCGUCUCCUCCACCAAGGGCGCACAUGGCCACUUGCUGGGCUCGUCUGGCAAUUUGGAGGCCCUAUUUGUGGUGCACGCUUGUGCUGAGAACAAAUUACCGCCAUCGAUUAACAUCGAUAAAUUGGAUGAGGGCGUCCUGGUGAAUGUGGUGCGCAAAUCCUGCGCCUGGUCGGAUGGUCGACGUAUUGCGCUAAAGAAUUCGUUUGGAUUUGGUGGCACGAACGCUUCGCUGUGCAUUGCCAGCUACGAUGGCAAGUAGCCGAGCAAUCUGCAUUCUGUUUGUUAAAAUACCUUUUUAUACCAAUAUAUUGUUUGUUAUAUGCUAAAUAAAA
Molecule: messenger RNA, 1564 nt
Organism: Scaptodrosophila lebanonensis
Lineage: Eukaryota; Metazoa; Arthropoda; Insecta; Diptera; Drosophilidae
Product: 3-oxoacyl-[acyl-carrier-protein] synthase, mitochondrial
Exons: 1
Coding region: 172-1491 (439 amino acids)
Biological process (GO): fatty acid biosynthetic process
Molecular function (GO): 3-oxoacyl-[acyl-carrier-protein] synthase activity
Source: RefSeq, a predicted model, not a curated record